CCAGAUUGCGAGAAGCAGCCCUUGAAGUUUUCUUCUCUCCUUCAUUAUUUAUCUGGUUAACCUCAAAUCAUUUUUUUUCCACUGUGAUUUCUUUUCUCCUUUUUGUUUAAUCAACCUUUCAUUCUCUCUUUCUCUCUGAUUCUGGCCUAUUUAGGGUUUAAUGGAUUUUGCAUUCUUUUUUAGAUUUUUUUUUGAGUAAGCCGAGAAGUAUGCCAUGUGAAAUUUCCGUCUGCGCCUUUGAUUAAUGAAAGAAGGUGGUUGGCUAUAUAUAUUGAGAAGAGUUAUUUCUUAGAAGAUUUUGUGCCGUUGCAUAUUGGGAUGUAUAUGUGGAUUGAUCUCUCGACGAAGUUAGCGCUUUUGUUUACAAACUCACUGCCAUAACCCAUAACUAUUGAUCUUAUUCUCACGGUUGAGAAAGCGCAAUUGAUGGAGAUGACAUCAUCAGAAAAUUCACAAGCCUCAUCAUUUUCUUCCAAUGCUGUCGAUCAACACCAAGAAAAUCUGGAUCAACAGAUCUUAAAUCAUGGUGAUGCUGAAAGGAAGCAUGAGAUCAGUGUUGAAGAAGUUAGAUCCAUACUGGAAGUAAUUGCAGCAACAGGAAAGUUUUGGCAUGAUUGGGAUGUGUUAAAAAACUUGUUAUCCUUUCAGUUGAAGCAGUUAUUCGAAUUCUUAGUUUCAAUUUUCAAAUUGAUGAUAAAGGUCCUAGCAGAGUAUCCUGAAGCAGAGAUGUCUACUGAUCAACAGAAUUCUUCAUUAGGAGAAACAUACAUAGAGUUGGUAAAAAGGCUGGAUGAAGCUCUUCUUAGCUUUGUAGAAGGUCCUCCAUUUACCCUUCAGAGACUCUGUGAGAUUCUCCUGGCUGCAAGAAGUAUAUAUCCGAACCUCUCGAAACUUGCUCUAGCUUUAGAAAAGAAUUUACUGGUGACCUCAACUCUAUCAAUUUCUACCGAUCCAUAUCCAUCAACGAUUACACAAAAAUCUGAAGAACCUGAAGGAGGAAUCGAAGGGAGCCAACCGCAUUCCAACCAAAUCCAAAAUGGGGUUCAAGUUAUGGUAGGUAGUGAGGAUGAAGAAAUGGCAGAGGCUGAGGAGGCUGAUGAAGAUAAUAAGAACACUGACGUGGAGCCAGCAGAAGAGAUGAUCCAAGGAACAUCUGAAAACAGUAGUGAGCCAAACACUGAAUCUGAGCCAACUAGCGAGUCUUCAAUGCCGCCAAGUGGACAUCUCGACUCUACGAGCUCCUAGACAUUCAUUUUCCCAUUUUCAGGCAAGAUGGAAUAGCCCAGGCUAUAUUUCUCUAGAGCCAUGGGUUGGCCCGUGUGGCGUGAUAAUGGGUUUGUUCAGUCAGAAAACUUGGAACUGCUAGGGAUGAUGGGCUCUUCCACAAUAGCCAAUUCUAUAUUUAUACCGAGAAAGAAUCAAUUGAGCCCUUGGCAUCAGUAGCAUAAUAUCGCAGAAGGCGAAAGAAUAUGCAUCGCGUUCUCAUUGACAUUUGGUGAGGUUUACAUUUAAGCUCAAAAUAGUCACCUCAACAAACAAACCCUAGGUUGUGUUAAUCUUUUCCUAAACCGGGACUGUUUUUAGACUAGUGAUAAAAAGAAGCGUUAUUCAAAGUUGAAUUCAGGUGGGAUUGGACUAGAGAGAUGUAGGCCAUUGAAUAGUUUUUUUUUAAUCGGAAUUACUCUUCGUUUCACUAUUCUAAUAAGAAAGGGGGAGUUGUAAUUCAUUUUUCAGUUAGUUAAAGUGUGAAAUACCGUCAAAGAUUGUGAGCGCUGCACCCGAAGCUAUUCUGACUUCUGAGUAUUAGCACCUGUUCAAAUUUCAUUUGAAUGCUUAUCCUACUGUUGUUUAUCA
Molecule: messenger RNA, 1854 nt
Organism: Nelumbo nucifera (sacred lotus)
Lineage: Eukaryota; Viridiplantae; Streptophyta; Magnoliopsida; Proteales; Nelumbonaceae
Product: serine/threonine-protein phosphatase 4 regulatory subunit-like protein
Cellular component (GO): cytoplasm; protein phosphatase 4 complex; nucleus
Molecular function (GO): protein phosphatase regulator activity
Source: RefSeq, a predicted model, not a curated record